Vidua chalybeata is the source of this 1128-nucleotide messenger RNA. Its product is annotated as serine/threonine-protein kinase SBK2-like. Lineage: Eukaryota; Metazoa; Chordata; Aves; Passeriformes; Viduidae. The record is from RefSeq and is a predicted model, not a curated record. Gene Ontology annotation, molecular function: protein serine/threonine kinase activity; ATP binding. Gene Ontology annotation, biological process: peptidyl-threonine phosphorylation; peptidyl-serine phosphorylation.
AUGGGGACGGGGCGGAGCGUCACGCUUAGCCCCGUAGCUCCUGGCAGCCCCUCCGGCUGCUGGCGCAGGCUGAGCCCGGCGGCUGUGGCGAGGGGAGCGAGGCAGUCGCGGCUGGCUGGCUGUCCUGCGCUGCUGGAGAAGGCUGUGGUGUUUCUGCAGCACUCAACGAUGGCCGAGAGCUCAGCUCUGACUGCAGCAGUGCCAGAGAGAGAAGCACCAACCAAGCUAGAGGAGCUCCUGGAGAUCACCGCUCAGAGCCUGGUGCGCGCCGAGGUGGCUGAGCACUAUGAGGUUGUUCGGGAGCUGGGCAGGGGCAAGUAUGGCCAUGUGAUGCUAGUGACCCACAGGCAGAGAGGGACUCCUAUGGCUCUCAAGCUGCUACCCAAAGCCAGUACCAAGCUGCACACCUUCCUGUAUGAGUAUUGUGUAGCACUGUCCCUCGCCACCCACCCUGCCAUCGUCGGCAUGUUCGGAAUUGCCAUUGAGUCCAGCCAGUACUAUGGCUUCCUCUAUGAACCAGCGCUGCACAAAGACCUCAUCUCUAUCAUCAAACCCCGCGAUGGGAUCCCUGAGCCCGCCGCAAAGCAGUGUGCCAAGCAGCUCGUGAGCGCGCUGGAGUUCAUCCACAGCCGGGGGCUGGUGUACCGUGACAUCAAGCCCGAGAAUGUGCUGCUUUUUGAUCCCGACUGCCGGCUCAUCAAACUCACUGACUUCGGCCUCACGAGGCCCAAGGGUACCAAGCUCAAGCUGGUGGCCGGGGUAAUCCCCUACACUGCCCCCGAGCUGAGCAACACUGCUGAUGCCCAGGGGGUGCCCAUCGACGCCAGUAUGGAUGCCUGGGCCUUCGGGGUGCUGCUUUUCUGCCUGCUGACCGGCUACUUCCCCUGGGAGCAGAGCCUGCCAGAGGACCCUUUCUUUGAGGACUUCAUGCAGUGGCAGGAGACAGGCCUAGAAAAGGACGUGCCCCGGCACUGGAAGCGCCUGACAGCCGAGGCUGCCGGGAUGCUGCGGAGCCUGCUGGCUCUAGAUCCCGCCAAGCGUGGCCCCGUCAGCGGGGUGCUGCGCUACGUCCACUGCCCUUGGCGGCUGGAGGGUGGGCGCAGUGAGGAGGCUGCCGUGAAGUCCUAG